AUGUCAAACAAAACACCAUCCCAGGACGUUUCUCCAACCACUGAAGUACCUGAUAUGUCAUCAUCAGACGACGAUGAUUCUGUCCAUCCGCCGCAGUUGUCGGUCGAGAUCACUGACAUCAAAGCAAGCGGGCUGCCAGAAAAAAUCGGAUUAUUCAGUGGACAAUUUUACAUCCGCAUAAAGGGAGACAAAUUCACGAAGCAAUCGAAGACUACCAAGUACGCCAAAGACGGCGAGUAUGUUGCCGUUUGGAAGGAUAGUAUAACCUUUGAUGCCAUGGAGUCCUCCACGAUUGAAAUCGAGGUCUUCGCUCGCCGUUGCUUCUUCAGCUACAAGAUCAUCAAGAAGACGGAGAACAAUCAAAGUCUCGGUGACCUCCUCGAGAACGCCAAUGCAGCAGUCGGACUUGAGUUGCUUGGGAACGGUGAACCUGCGGGUAGAGUCACGUUCCACAUUUCUAAGAGCAAGGCAGCCACGUCCAAAGGGGAUGCGUAG
Suillus subaureus is the source of this 495-nucleotide messenger RNA. RefSeq lists its product as uncharacterized. The record is from RefSeq and is a predicted model, not a curated record. NCBI's taxonomy places the organism in Eukaryota, Fungi, Basidiomycota, Agaricomycetes, Boletales, Suillaceae. Bases 1 to 495 code for a protein of 164 amino acids. The transcript has 4 exons.